CGCCCUGGAGCCCAAAGGGGCACCCACCAGGCCACGGAGGAGAGUAAAGGUCACCAGCUGCCACACACCAUACAUUAAAGCUUUCAAAUCCCACAGCAAAGCACCAGCUUCGAUCAAGACCAUCAAGAUCAGACACCAUGCCAAAAAUGGAUGGAGGAGAGAAGAUACUUCAUGAUCUGGGCUACAGGCUGGGUCACACAAUUGGGGAAGGCAGCUUCUCCAAGGUGAAGGCAGCCACCUCCAACAAGUACAAGGCCCCCCUAGCCAUCAAGGUGGUGGACCGGCAGCGAGCACCCCACACCUUUGUGUACAAGUUUCUGCCCCGGGAGCUCAAUAUCCUGCGCAAGAUACAGCACCCCAACAUUGUGCGUGUCUUGGAGCUCAUCGAGGUCUGCAGUGGGAAGCUCUACAUAGUGAUGGAGGCGGCAGCCACUGACCUGUUGAAGCUGGUGCAGCAGCUGGGGAAGCUGCCCUGUGUCCCCAAGGCCCGGGACAUCUUUGCACAGGUUGUGGGUGCUGUGCGCUACUUGCAUGACCGCAACUUGGUGCACCGGGACCUCAAGUGUGAGAACGUGCUGCUCACCGCUGAUGGCCACCGGGCCAAACUCAGUGACUUUGGUUUCAGCAAGGAGACCAGCAGCUAUCCAGACCUGAGUACCACGUUCUGUGGGUCAGCAGCCUACAGCUCCCCAGAGGUGCUGAUGGGCAUCCCCUACGAUGCCAAGAAGUAUGACAUGUGGAGCCUGGGGGUGAUGCUGUACGUGAUGGUGACGGGCUGCAUGCCCUUUGACAAUACCCACAUCUGCAAAAUAUCCCAGCAGCAGAAGAAAGGAGUGCUGUACCCUGAGGGGCUGCCCCCACUGCCAGAGCCCUGCCAAGCCCUCAUCACCCAACUGCUCCAGUACAGCCCAGCCUCCCGGCCCAGUGUGGGGCAGGUAGCUAAGAACAGCUGGUUGAAGGGGGACAUCUGAAGGGGGAAGCUCUCCACAGAGAGUGGGGAGAGCAGUAACAUGCUAGUGUAAUCAGUUCUGUGGUAGAAAA
Molecule: messenger RNA, 1041 nt
Organism: Pezoporus flaviventris
Lineage: Eukaryota; Metazoa; Chordata; Aves; Psittaciformes; Psittacidae
Gene: TSSK6
Product: testis specific serine kinase 6
Exons: 1
Coding region: 138-971 (277 amino acids)
Biological process (GO): intracellular signal transduction; protein phosphorylation; microtubule cytoskeleton organization
Cellular component (GO): cytoplasm
Molecular function (GO): ATP binding; tau-protein kinase activity; protein serine/threonine kinase activity
Source: RefSeq, a predicted model, not a curated record